ACACACACACACUAGCUUCAGGCUGUGUGUCUUUCAGUUUCACUCGUUGCCUGCUCUGGUUGAUGAAGUAAAAACUCCUGUAGAAGCAGCUUUUUGACACAUGACACUUUAAACUCCGGUGCUGAAACCAUAACGGCUGGAUGAGUGGGCCAACCUUUGCCCCCCCCUCUGCAGAGGUGGCUCAGAUCAACCGCAUCCAUUAUGAGUUGGAGUACACAGAGGGCAUCAGCCAGCGCAUGCGGAUCCCUGAGACCCUCAAGGUGGCCUCAGACCACCAGACAGGGUCUUUGCCAUACCAGCAACACCUUCACACUCACACUCACACUCUGAUGCAAGUGCCCGAGAGGAUCAUUGUAGCAGGGGAUGAUGAUGACCCUCAAUUCUCUCGUCCCAGAGACUUGGAUCUGAUUCAGUCCGUUCCGCCCAUGGACCUCCUGGACAUGAAGGCCCCGCCGCGUGUCCUCACCCUUACCGAACAAUCACUGGACUCCCUUGAAACUGACCCAGCUGCCAAUUCACAGAACAACCCCAGCCAAGUUGCCCAUUUUCAUUCACGGUCUCGAAGGGAACGCAGUAUCAGUGAGAACAUAUCUGGUCGCCACAGCAGUCAGACCAGCAGAGUUGAUCUGAGUGUAACCCCUUCCCCUUCUGCCCCCCCAGUCCGGUUGUGUCCCCCUCUCUGUUCCCCUGAGGAUGCAAACAUCAACCUGUUCACAGCUGCAGGGUUCCUGACUUAUAUCCAGUCAACAACUCGCCGGGCGUACCAGCAGGUGCUUGAAGUCUUGGACGACAGCCACCGAAGGGCACACCUGGACCUGGCCCUGGACAUAAACCCUGAUGAGUCUGGCUUAGUGGACGCCUCCUCACUUCGACGACAGAUUGUGAAGCUGAACCGACGUCUGCAGCUGCUAGAAGAAGAAAACAAGGAACGCUCGAAGCGAGAGGUGAUCCUGUAUUCAGCUACUGUGGCAUUCUGGCUCAUCAACACCUGGAUCUGGUUCCGUCGCUGAGGUGGGACAAGACGGAGUCUCCCAAAACACUGGAUGCCAAAGCAAUUUCUUGUUAAAGGUGCAAUCACAAAAAAACAUGAUGCAGUUUUUACCAGCAUCUAAAGGCAACCACAAAAAACUGGAAUUUGUAGUGUCCUUCACCCCAACCCUCCAUAUUUUUAUUGCAAAUUCUUGAAAUUUGUCAAAUUUCAAGCUUACUCUUCAGAGAUUAGACCUGUGGCAGGAAAACUACUGUCAACACCUACUGACUGACUCUGGUGGUGCAAUACAACAUCACUCAAACUGGAAGUAAAGCUAAAUGGCUCUCAUUCAAAGAUUCAUAUAUGUAUUUAAUUCCUGUAUUAACUGGCAAAUGACGACCAAAACAAAGCACAAAGACACUCCAGCUGUGUAACCGAAGUUUGAUGCAUCAGCAACAAACAUUCGCCAGCUGUGGCCAAUGAUAACGACAUCUUAGAUGUCCAACAAAUACAUUUUGAAUUCUAAACCACUGUUUAACUUUCUCAGAGGGAGAUUUAUAUCCUCCACUUUCACAUAUUGCACAAAUGUUCUUUUUGUGUUUGUUGAAUGAAAUGCUUUGUACUAAAAUCCCCGGGGUUGUGAAGCAUUCCCAAAAAACAUUUUGUUUAGCAUUGAUAUCAAGAGCCACUGACGGUAUUAAUCACACCUGCCAAUAGUGCUGCGAAAAUUAUUCCUAUCAUCAAUAAAUCAGAUGAUUAUUUUUUCAAUUAAAUUAUUGAUUGUUUGGUCCAAGGUAGGGCUGAAAAAUGUCGGAAAAAUAUGUAAUUGUGAUUAUUUUGUCUGAUAUUACAGUUGUGAUAUGAUUUGCAAUAUUAGUGGGACUUACACAUUUCACACUAUUAUUCUCAUUUUAAUUGAAAAACAUUAAAAUGAUUAUGGUGUGAUCUUUGCAGGGAUCAGUAACAAACAGAGGUUGUCUUAAAGGACAAGUGUAUAAGAUUUAGCGACAUCUAGCAGUGAAGUUGCAGAUUGCAACCAACUAAUUAAUUGUUCAGCCCUUUUUCAAGGUGACGUAGUCAAAUUACAUGUUUUUAUAUGACUUGCAGUCUGAAACCCACAGGUUCUCAUUGUGCUAUCACACAUGACAAAGAAAAGCAUCCAGUCCUCACAUUUGAGGAAUAUUCUGGCAUUCCUGCUAGAACAUUUAGUUUCAGCUCUAUUUGCAAACCCCCACUGAUAUAUUAUAGUUACUUUGUGAGGCAGGAUUAGCCGAGACGCUGUUACUGAGUGCACCUUUAAACCUGAAGAAUCCCAUGCACAGUGGAAACAGAUGUUACAGUAAUGCUUACCAUUGUAUGUAUUUUGAGAGUAGAGAACAAACUUUGUAAAUGAGUAUUUGUAGUGACAGGAGGAGAAGAAUGAUUAGAUGGAGAAACAAGGAUUUACUUUAGCACCAAAUGUUUUGGGGACCUGACCCAGAGCUGGAGCUCCAGUUACAGGACCAAGCCACAGACCUGACCUGUCUCGUCUGUUUGAAGUUGAGGUUCAGCAGUUUUGUCAUAAAUUACCAUUCUUCAAAGUGUCAAAGUAUGAUGACUUAAUCUAGAGAUGCCAUAAUAUUUACCAUAAAUAUCCUCUGAGUCCUGCGUUACCCCAAACAUUUGUGUACAGUACUCUAAUAGCCUAUAGUUGAAGUGAUGUAGUUUAUUCCUUCAUAUUAUUUUUUUAACCUCUUUGACAGUCAUGAUAUGAAACUCAUAAAUGACACCGAUUAUGAGCUUGAUGAAACUUGAAGUGGCAACAUCUAAGGAUGUUAUCAAAUGAUGUAUUCCAAUGCUGUCUUUGCAGUUUGCUUUCCAGAGACUUUGACCACUCAAGUUUUUCCCCACCUUUUCCACAAGAGACGUCAGCAUGGACUGUGUGGUUUUAUUCAUCAUACAGUGUGAUACACGUCUUAGAGCUAUUGUGUGUAUGAUCAUGUGUUAAAGGUGGCUAUGUAUAUGAAAUAUUGAUGUCAUUAUUUUUGGAAUAAUGAUGUAUUUCAUGGAGAUUUAUUGAUAACAUAUCAACAAAAUGUUUAUUUUUUCUCUCUGUUAAGCACUGUACCUCUCACUAAAGCUGGAGUUUUAAGUUAAGAGUUUUCCUUUCUUUGUAAUACAUUAAUACAUUUGUCGUUUGUAAAUA
Scomber scombrus (Atlantic mackerel) is the source of this 3155-nucleotide messenger RNA. RefSeq names its product mitochondrial fission factor b (gene mffb). Gene Ontology annotation, cellular component: mitochondrial outer membrane; peroxisome. Lineage: Eukaryota; Metazoa; Chordata; Actinopteri; Scombriformes; Scombridae. Bases 141 to 1010 code for a protein of 289 amino acids. The transcript is spliced from 7 exons. The record is from RefSeq and is a predicted model, not a curated record. Gene Ontology annotation, biological process: positive regulation of mitochondrial fission.